AUGUUGUUGAACCAUGCAAAACAGGAUUACCGUGCUCUCCUAAUAGAAGCAUUGCCCGUACAGAAGAGGAGGUCAAGAUUAAAACAAAACACUUCCGAAGAUGAAGCUGAAGAUGUUUCUUUAAGCAUAAACAUUCUGUUGAGCAUAAAAGUUCUUGUAAAUUCUAUGCCUUGCUUCGUGAGAAAAGCAAGAAAAAAGAGUAAGAAGACUGCAAGAUCUUCUUGUGAAAGAUGCAGAUUGAGAUGUUUCGAGAAAUUAUGUGAAGAGGACCAAGUUGAAAUUUUAUGCAGAGUGGUAAACUUUUCAAACAAAAAUGAGCAAUACCUUUUUUACCAGUCCUUAAUAGAAGCAUUGCCCGUACAGAAGAGGAGGUCAAGAUUAAAACAAAACACUUCCGAAGAUGAAGCUGAAGAUGUUUCUUUAAGCAUAAACAUUCUGUUGAGCAUAAAAGUUCUUGUAAAUUCUAUGCCUUGCUUCGUGAGAAAAGCAAGAAAAAAGAGUAAGAAGAGUGCAAGAUCUUCUUGUGAAAGCUGUAACAAAACUGCAAAUACAACAGACCACCCUGCUAAACAUAAUAAACAAAUUAUCAAAUCCACAGAUACUACCUGCAACCACUAUUCAGUGCAAUAUAAUUUAUGCCACAAAAAGAUGGAAUCGCGAUGUAAGAGGAUCCUUAAACUUGCAAUGGCAACCGAGAAAUCGAACAUUCCCGUUCUAAUGACUAGUGAUACCGAAAACUCCGUAAAAUACCCAGACUAUGAAGAUAUAGAACAAAAACAUCGUAGUCGAAGAAAUACUUCAUGUUCUGAUGAAGAAGAUUUAUCUAUUAGCGUAAUAAAUCAAGACAAUAUGUUAUGUAAAAGUGUGAAUCUGCUACCUGGGGAAAACUAUAAAAUGAUACCCAAUAACCUUAUACCAAUACAAAGUGAACCGCCUGAUAUAUAG
Diabrotica balteata is the source of this 945-nucleotide messenger RNA. NCBI's taxonomy places the organism in Eukaryota, Metazoa, Arthropoda, Insecta, Coleoptera, Chrysomelidae. The record is from the annotation of a GenBank genome assembly.